Messenger RNA from Macadamia integrifolia, 3654 nucleotides. Its product is annotated as endoplasmic reticulum metallopeptidase 1. Gene Ontology annotation, biological process: proteolysis. The transcript is spliced from 14 exons. Bases 646 to 3402 code for a protein of 918 amino acids. The record is from RefSeq and is a predicted model, not a curated record. Gene Ontology annotation, molecular function: metalloexopeptidase activity. Lineage: Eukaryota; Viridiplantae; Streptophyta; Magnoliopsida; Proteales; Proteaceae.
GAGCCAAUUCUAGGGUUCUGAAGAUCAAUUCCGACUUAUUCCAAUUCAAUCCGGAUCAAUUUAAUGUUUUUUUUGUUUGUAAUUGUCUAAAAAUAUUUUAUUUAUAUCUAAGGAGCCAAUUCCGACUUAUUCCAUUCCAAUCCGGAUCGGUUUAAUACCUUUUUUUUUUUUAAUAUCUGAGGAGCCAACCCAAUUAUAGGGUUUUGGGUAACCAUUUCCAGCUUAUUCCAUUCUAAUCCAAUCCGGAUCAGUUCAAAAUCAUUGUCUAUGCUCUAUCGCGGCAGUUUGGGAGAACCGGAGAAGAGUUAGUACUCAGUAGUGAUCGGGGAAGGAAAAGACUACCUGCAAUCUCGUGUCCUUUAUAUAAAUGUCCGUCGGUCGAAUGCCUGCAAGUGUACAAGACUGAUAACCGUUGACCUACGCUGAUGCGGUUCUCUCUCUCUUGUAUCAAUCGCUCUGCGUGUUCAUUAGUCGCUUCAGUCCAACCAGAGUGGCGUGGUUGCAGUUCCAUACAGCGACGUUGCUAGAUUCUCUAAAACUUAUCCAUAAUCUCUAGUUUUUCAAGUUUUCGUUGCUUCCAGAUUCUGAUUCGUACUCGUGGAAUCCAAGAUUUCAGGGUUGUUAGCUUAAAUAAUCGCACGAAGGAUGGCACGAACAUCUGGCACUUCAUCAGCAUCCAGACGAUCAGGCAGUCAUGAAACGGUUGCUUCAUCUUCAGUUGAUGAGAAAAUUCAUCUGAAUGAACGUGGAGAGAGUCCAAAGAGGUCAGCAUUUCUGUGGCUGGCUUUGUUUGUUUUGAUCCUCAAUGGCUCCUGGGGUGUUCACCAUUAUCAAUAUGAGACUCUGCCAGUUCCACUUAGUUCUGAUCAGGCAGGCAAAAGGGGUUUCUCAGAACAUGAGGCGAUGGAGCAUGUAAAGGCCUUGACGGAAUUGGGUCCUCAUCCUGUUGGUUCUGAUGCUCUUGAUCUUGCAUUGCAGUAUGUUUUGGAAGCAGCUGAAAAGAUUACAAAAGUAGCUCACUGGGAGGUUGAUGUUCAAGUGGAUUUCUUCCAUGCAAACUCUGGUGCAAAUCGUCUUGCAAAUGGGCUAUUUAAGGGCAGAACACUUGUUUAUUCAGACCUUAAGCAUGUAGUCGUGAGAAUCCUGCCAAAAUAUCUACCGGAAGCAGAGGGAAAUGCGAUUCUGGUUUCUUCUCACAUUGAUACUGUUUUUUCAACAGAAGGAGCUGGAGACUGCAGUUCAUGUGUGGCUGUUAUGUUGGAGCUUGCUCGAGGGGUUUCUCAAUGGGCUAACGGGUUUAAGAAUGCUGUGAUAUUUUUGUUCAAUACUGGGGAGGAGGAAGGUCUUAAUGGUGCUCAUAGCUUUAUAACACAGCAUCCUUGGAGUACUACUGUUCGUUUGGCUGUUGAUUUGGAAGCCAUGGGUAUUGGGGGGCUGUCCAGCAUUUUUCAGAGUGGUCCUGAUCCCUGGGCUAUUGAAAACUUCGCCAUGGUAGCAAAAUAUCCGUCGGGCCAAAUCCUUGCACAGGAUCUAUAUCUUUCAGGAUUCAUAAAAUCUGCUACUGAUUUCCAAGUGUACAAGGAAGUUGCUGGUCUUUCUGGGCUUGAUUUUGCAUAUUCAGAUUCUAGUGCUGUAUACCACACAAAGAAUGAUAAAUUAAAGCUUUUGAAGCCUGGCUCCCUUCAGCACCUUGGAGAAAAUAUGCUUGCCUUUCUGCUUCAGACCGCCACAUCAUCUCGUUUUCUGUCAGACAAGGCUAUUGAAACCAGUGAAGUCAUUAGCCAGGACCAGGCUAUAUAUUUUGACAUUAUGGGGACAUACAUGAUUGUGUAUCGUCAACGUCUUGCUAGUAUGCUUCAAAAUUCAGUCAUUAUUCAGGCACUUCUAAUCUGGAUAACGUCAUUGCUUAUGGGUGGUUAUCCUGCUGCUGCAUCUCUGGGCUUAUCAUUUAUAAGUAUUAUCAUCAUGUGGAUAUUUUCUCUAAGCUCCUCUGUUCUUGUUGCAUUCCUUCUACCUCUCAUUUGUUCCUCACCUUUGCCCUAUAUUGCAAGCCCAUGGUUAGUUAUUGGCUUGUUUGGGGCACCUGCUUUUAUUGGGGCACUAACUGGUCAACAUGUGGGUUAUCUCAUUCUUCAAAAAUAUCUGUGGCAUGCCUUUUCCAAGAGGGAACAGAAGCAAUCUCCUGCUAUCCAAGCUGAGUUAAUCAAGUUGGAGGCUGAAAGGUGGCUCUUUAAGGCUGGCUCUGUUCAGUGGUUACUUAUUCUAAUGGUGGGAAAUUUUUAUAAGAUUGGAUCUUCCUACAUAGCUGUCAUUUGGCUAGCCUCACCUGCUUUUGCAUAUGGAUUUUUAGAAGCAACACUAUCUCCAGUCCGAUCACCAAAGCCUCUCAAGAUUGUAACCCUACUUCUGGGAAUUACUGUUCCCAUUAUAAUUACUGCUGGCAUAUUCAUUCGUCUGGUGGGCACAAUAACUGGGAUUAUGGUCCUUUUUGAUAGGAGUCCUGGUACCACACCUGAAUGGCUGGGCAAUGUAAUGGUUGCUGUUUUUGUUGCUGCUAUUAUUUGCCUUACAUCAGUAUAUCUUCUUUCCUAUGUUCACCUUUCAGAUGCAAAAAGAUCAAUCUUUCUUGCAAUGUGUGCCCUGUUUGGCCUCACACUCAGUUUAGUUGUGUCUGGAAUAGUUCCACCAUUCACUGAAGAUGUUGCCCGAGCUGUAAAUGUUGUACAUGUUGUUGAAACAACAGGACAAUAUGGGGGGAACCAAACCCCAAUUUCAUAUAUUUCCCUAUUUUCUACAACUCCUGGGAAAUUAAUGAAGGAGGUUGAACAUGUCAAAGAGGAAGGUUUUAUUUGUGGAAAAGAGAAAGUAAUUGAUUUUGUUACUUUUAGGGUUGAGUAUGGUUGCUGGAGUUCUGAUGAAACUUUAAGCGGGUGGAGCAAAGCAGACAUUCCAACUAUGCAUGUUGAAAGUGAUGUGAAGGGAGAUGGAAGGAGCACACAAAUUUUAAUUGAUACAAAAGUUUCUACACGCUGGUCACUGGCAAUCAAUACACUCAAAAUUGCAGAUUUUAAGGUUCAAGGAAAUUCAGAUGAGUUGAUUCCAGUAGGGAACAAGAACGGAAUUGAUGGAUGGCACAUUAUUCAGUUUUCUGGGGGGAAGAAUGCCCCAACAAAGUUUAAUCUUACUCUCUUCUGGGUAAAAAAUUAUGCCGAGUUGACCCACAAGCCAGAUGCACAGAGAAGGGACCAGCAUCUCCUCUUAAAAUUAAGAACAGACGUGGACAGACUGACGCCAAAAUCUGAAAGAGUACUAACGAAGCUUCCUCCUUGGUGUUCUCAGUUUGGUAAGUCGACUUCUCCCAACACAUUAGCUUUCUUAAGUAGUCUUCCUGUUGAUUUCUAGGCCCUUUCAGUCUACAACAACAACACAGCUGAGCCUUAUCAUUUCGGUCUUAUUGAAAAAUAUAUAUUCAGAGUCGAAAGUUUUCUUGAGUUGUAGUAUGCCUGAUAGGUCUUGUUUUCUCCCUAAAUUGGUGAUGAUGUUAUUUCUCCGUAACUGUUGCCAGAUGAGAAUUGUUUCCUCCUUUCAGUAUAGUGGUGAAAGGGAGAAUUUAGAUAUGUUCUAAGUUAUGUGCUAUUUGUAUUUCUUCUCUUA